AUGAAGAGUUUAUCGGAAGAACGUUUUUUUCCAGGAAAAGAAGGAGAAAAUGUUAAAAUAAAAAUUUCUGAUGUGGAUCGAGCAAGAUGUGAUCUUCGGUGUAUUCUGGGAGUUAUACUUUCUGUAAACGAUAACUUGUAUGAAAUUGGAACAAAAGAGGGCAGACUACAUCAACUAUACAGUCGGAAUCAAUUCACAAUAUGCAAUGAGGUGUUUAUCCAGGCUGAUGAUGUACCACCAGUACAAAUUUCAUUAAGAGAAGUGGCAAGAAAAUCUUCUGAUUUGGGUGGCCAAGGGUACGAUAGGUGUACUUGCAAUACAUUGUGUAAGACCAACCGGUGUAAAUGUAAAAGAUCUGGUCGUCUUUGCAACUCGAAGUGUCAUAAUAGUGGUGUAUGUGGUAAUAAAUAA
This is a messenger RNA of Macrosiphum euphorbiae (potato aphid), 411 nucleotides long. NCBI's taxonomy places the organism in Eukaryota, Metazoa, Arthropoda, Insecta, Hemiptera, Aphididae. The record is from the annotation of a GenBank genome assembly.